This is a messenger RNA of Odocoileus virginianus texanus, 701 nucleotides long. Lineage: Eukaryota; Metazoa; Chordata; Mammalia; Artiodactyla; Cervidae. The record is from RefSeq and is a predicted model, not a curated record.
AAUACCUUAAAAAUUAUUUCAAGAGCUCUUUCCUUUCAGCAGGCCACAGACAAUCCUCCCUGCCUGGUGUUACUGGUAUUGUAAGAACAAGUCAUACCCAAAUCUCCCUUCUGCUUCUGCCAAAGUGUCCCUGAUGCUAAGAUUAGUAUCACUGACCUGGGGCAGAAGAAGGCAAAAAUGGAUGAGUUCCUACUCUGUGACCACAUGGUAUUGGAUGCAUAUCAGCCGUUCUCCUCUAAAGCCCUGGAGGCUGCCCAUAUUUGUGCCAACAAGUACAUGGUGAAAAGCUGUGGCAAAGGUGGUUUUCACAUCCGAGUGCAGCUCCACCCCUUCUAUGUCACCUGCAUCAACAAGAUGUUGUCCUGUGAGAGUGAUAGACUCCAGACAGGUAUGCAUGCCUUUGGAGAGCCCCAGGGCACGGUGUCCAGGAUCCACACUGGCCAAGUCACGAUGUCCAUCCUCACCACGCUGCAGAACAGAAAGCCUGUGACUGAAGUGCUCUGCAGAGCCAAGGGAAAGUUUCCUGGACACCUGAAGAUCCAUAUCUCCAAGAAGCGGGGAUUUACUAAGUUUAAAGCAGAUGAUUUUGAAAACACGGUGGCAGAAAAGCAGUUCAUCCCAGAUGGGUGUGGGGCCAAAUAUAUCCCCAGUCGUGGCCCUCAGAACAAAUGGUGGCCCUUGUGUUCAUGAGAGUCAUGGCA